Molecule: messenger RNA, 696 nt
Organism: Striga asiatica
Lineage: Eukaryota; Viridiplantae; Streptophyta; Magnoliopsida; Lamiales; Orobanchaceae
Source: the annotation of a GenBank genome assembly
AUGGCUCUCGAGGCAUUGAAUUCCCCAACCUCCCACGCGCCACCGUUCCAUUUUGACCUCCGCCAUCUGGACCACCACCAGUGGGCCAAGGGCAAGCGCUCCAAGCGGCCGCGCAGCGUCGACGACUCGCCCACCGAGGAGGAGUACCUCGCCCUCUGCCUCGUCAUGCUCGCCCGCGGCGGCGCCGCCGUGUCUCCGCCGCCGCCGCCUCGAAGGACUCCUCCACCGCAUCCGGCCCAUCCGACGGCGGCGGGGGGCGCGUACAAGUGCUCGGUCUGCGACAAGGCGUUUGGGUCCUACCAGGCCUUGGGAGGCCACAAGGCCAGCCACCGCAAGCUGGCCGGCGGCGGCGGCGACGAGCAGUCCACCACCUCCGGCGGCGGAGGGAGGACGGCCUCCGCCGGGAGGGCGCACGAGUGCUCUAUCUGUCACCGGAGUUUCCCGACGGGGCAGGCGCUGGGGGGACACAAGCGCUGCCACUAUGAGGGCGGUGCCGCCGCCGCCGCCGCGAGCGGCUCUGCGACCUGCACCGAGGGCGUGGGGUCCACCGCCACCCAUAGGGACUUUGAUCUGAACCUGCCGGCUAUGCCUGACCGCUUGUGGCCGGGAUCUGCCGAGGACGAGGUGGAGAGCCCGCACCCGGCGAAAAAGUCAAAGGUCUCCCUGGCGGCGCCGAUCAAGUUGGAAAGCCUUUGA